CUUGCUGGGAGCUUUCCCAGCCAGAGGCGCGGCGUCCCGCCCAUUUCGCAUUUUCCUGCACACACCGCUGGUGGCCCGCGCUGGCUGGGCUGCCCCUGAAGCCCUUUCUGCUUUGCCCUACAGUGACAGCGACAUGGGUGUCCCCCCGGUCCCGGAGGCUGGUGGUCGGAGUUGGGGACCUGCACUACUUGCUUUCUUCCUGGUUGCCUCCCGAGGUCUGGUGGCUGCCUUCAAGGUCGCCACACCAUAUUCCUUGUACGUGUGUCCCGAGGGGCAGAACGUCACUCUCACCUGCAGACUCUUGGGCCCCAUGGUCAAAGCACAAGACGUGAUGUACUACAAGACGUGGUACCGCACCUCACGGGGCGAGAUGCAGAUCUGCUCAGUGCGCUGGCCCAUCCGCAACCUCACCUUCCAGGACCUUCAUGUGCACCACGAAGCCCACCGGAGUGGCAGCAGCAGCCAGGUCUUGGCCCAGCACCAUGGGCUGGAGUCAGUCUCUGACCACCAUGGCAACUUCUCCAUCAUCAUGCACAACCUGACCCUGAUGGACAGUGGUCUCUACUGCUGCUUGGUGGUGGAGCUCAGGCACCACCACUCAGAGCAGAGGGUCCACGGUGCCAUAGAGCUGCGGGUACAGCCAGGCAAAGAAGCAUCAUCCAAGUGCAUCGCACACCCACCCUCCCCCAGAGACAGUGAAAAUAUCACAGCUGCAGCCGUGGCCACGGGGGCCUGCAUCGUGGGGAUCCUCUGCCUUCCCCUCAUCCUGCUCCUGGUCUACAAGCAAAGGCAGGUGGCCUCUAACCGCCGUGCCCAGGAGUUGGUGCGAAUGGACAGCGGCAACAUUCAAGGAAUUGAAAACCCUGGCUACGAGGUCUCUCCACCUGCCCAGGGGAUGCCGGAGACCAAACCCAGGCCUCCCUUGUCCUAUGUGGCCCAACGGCAGCCUUCUGAGUCCGGGCGGCACCUACUCUCAGAGCCAAACACUCCUCUAUCUCCACAGGGCCCGGGUGAUGUCUUCUUCCCAUCCCUGGAACCUGUCCCUGACUCCCCAAACUCUGAGGUCAUCUAGACCAACUGGGUUAGUUGGCAAUUGUGGCUGGGCCUGGGCCCGAUGCUUUCGACUCAAGGCCGGCCUUGUGAGUGAGCCCCGUGGCCUUGGCUCUGGUUUCUUCCCUUCUGCUUUGAUCCAAGACUCCGAGAUACCCCUGGUGGCUAGAACCUCAACCUAUCUGGAUGCUGCAUGGAGCAGGCGGCUGCAUCGCUUGGCCCUUGUCUCAAGGAUGGUGGGGUGCUGGGAUUCUACUCCAGAGAUGUGACAUUCACCAGCUACAGAUGCCAAAUGAUCCACAACCUAGGAGUCUCAGGAUUUCCAGCUGUGUACAGAGUCUUUCCCUGGGACUUGCGACUUGGGACCAACAGCACAGAUGGGUCUAGAUGGGCACUGGACAGAGCCCCUCCAAGUGCCACCCCAGUGCCACCCUCCCAGGCAUGAGACACAGGAUGGGAUGUGAAGAGACUCCUCCCCACUGCGGUGGACCCAACUUCCUUAUCUCGCCUGCGGCUGCUCAUUUGUUAAAAUUCACUCUUUGUAACUAUGGUUCUGGGCUGGGCCUCCCUGGCCCCUGACAUGGAAGCCUCCCCCAACGACGCCUACCAGCAACCUCUCCAAGGAACUGUCAACAGGUGGAACAAAUCAAGGCUCCCAUUACCUGCAUUCUGGUCCCCAGAAUUCAUUGACAGGCAGCCCCAGAACCAGAAGUACAUACUUGGGUACAGUAGCCACUGUGAGCCAACCGGAAUUUUGGGCAACUGAGUCCAGGCUGGAGGUUGCACUACCCACCACUCAUGGGGCAGGGGGAGGGAGCUGCUUGAAGAGGAGUACACAACCGCCUUCUUCAGCCCUCCUCAGCCGCCACUCCCACUGCUCAGCUGGGUCAGUAGAGAAGGCGACCACGUAAUGCACUGUCUGAAUUGUGACACUUCUGAGAGGGGGGAGCGGAUGCUAUUAAAAAUGACAGGGGCACCAGGAAGACCCUAUGAAUGGGUUAAGAGCUGAAUUUCUACUCCUACUGAUUCGGAGGUACCUGAGGCCACAACUCCAAUCUCUGGAGUUCCAUUCAAUGUGCGCUGAGCCUUUACCACAGAGUGACCUUGUCAGGUGGGAGGAGUGGCUGUGUCCACUGUGCUCUCAACCCUUUACUCCUGUCUCCUGACAGACUUGUUGCUAUAUAUGUGUAUGGAAAUUUCAAUUAAAGGGCUUAAAUGUGUGGAGAGUGGAGGGUCUCAUGUACACACUGGGGUGGAGGCAGGGAAGGCGGUGUCUGAGGGGGAGGGGUGUGUUUGAGCUGGGCCAGAGCCUUGGGCAUGCU
Molecule: messenger RNA, 2372 nt
Organism: Talpa occidentalis (Iberian mole)
Lineage: Eukaryota; Metazoa; Chordata; Mammalia; Eulipotyphla; Talpidae
Gene: VSIR
Product: V-set immunoregulatory receptor
Exons: 7
Coding region: 134-1072 (312 amino acids)
Biological process (GO): positive regulation of regulatory T cell differentiation; regulation of immune response; negative regulation of CD4-positive, alpha-beta T cell proliferation
Cellular component (GO): plasma membrane
Source: RefSeq, a predicted model, not a curated record